Peromyscus maniculatus bairdii (prairie deer mouse) is the source of this 4474-nucleotide messenger RNA. Lineage: Eukaryota; Metazoa; Chordata; Mammalia; Rodentia; Cricetidae. The record is from RefSeq and is a predicted model, not a curated record.
UUGGAAACCCCUUUGGGGCAUAACCUCCAACUAGAUUUUGUCCCUUACGGAGCAAGGGAUUCUGGCAGGCUCUCCGUUCCUCUGAGCAGGGAGCCAAGGGAUACUCAGCCGGGAGAGAAAGUCUUGGUACCAGGGCCAAGGGUGCUAUCCAGACAAGAGCAGUGCCUAGGGCUGGUCUGACACCUUGCUAGACAGACCUGCUGUCCUCUCUAGCUAGUAGUGCCCCCUCUAACUAGUAGUGCCCUGCACAGACCAUUCCUUGGCCUCCACCAAUCCUUCUCAGCCUGCAGAGACACCUAUGACACAGGUUUCACAGAGGAGACUUGGGGGGGACCUGAGGGUCACUUGACACACAUGGACACCAAGGCCCAAGGAAGGGCUUGUAAUUUGCCUAAAGCCUCACAGAGCUGGUCAGUGUCAGCCCAGGCCCUGGACCUGGUUUCCAGAGUGACCCUUGCCUCGUGAGCACCCGUCUAUCUUGGGGUCAGAUCUGGAGCCAGCCGCCUGAAGCCAGUGCUCCCUGACUUUGUGGGUUAACAGUAUUAAACGCAGCUCUGGACCCGGAUCACCAACAUCAAGGCUGAGUGGGCUGCGGCCUGAAAAGCUACCGGACUGGCAUUCCCAUGGCCCUUCCGCCUGAGCACAGUGGAGGCAGACCCACCCUGCUACCCUGACACCCUUUCCUAUCCUGUGUUCCAGAAAGGCCUGCACACUCUCUCAGCUCCCCCAGCCCUCUCUGAGGCCUUAGUUGAAGAUGCUUCUGCCUUCAGUUCCCAUGCUUUGUUUCUUUAAAUCACAGGAGAGGGGCUCGUUUCCUGUUCUCCAGGGCCUUCCCAGGGCGGGCUACGUUCCCAUACCUAAAAGAGACCUGUGUGGGGGACAGAAGCUAGCUGUGUCUCCUCCCGACUGCUGGCUGCUGGCCCAGGCCAUCCCCCGCCAAAGACAGAAAAUAAUAGGGGACUGCCUGCCGAUGACAAGGUCCCCCCAUGCCCCGGGCCUGAGGCACCUCCUGUGCCCUGCCGUUAAUUCUUGUCUGAGCAGUUAGGAAGUUGGUACCAGCUCUCCCACUUUGCCGACUGAGGAAAGGGAGGUUCAGAGAGACUUACCCAGAUGGGCACCACAGACUUGAGGGGCAAAGGCUAGAUAAGGGGGUGAGUGAGGUACAGCUGUUGUUUUUGUUUGGGGGAGGGCCCCUGAGGAACAGUCAGCCUUUCCCUCAGGCUUCCCAAGCCAGGAGUCCUGGGAGAAGCAGCUGGGGUGCAGGACGGAGACCCAACUGUCCUCUACUAGAUAGACCCGGUCUCUGGUUCAGACCGGGGAUUACAACCCCAUCUCUUUGUACCGGGUCCCUGAGGGUUUUAACUUUGAAACAGUGAGCUGGGACCUCCUCCUCCAGGAAGCCUUCCUUGCUGUACUCAGAUUGGGCUGGGCCCAGCCCCCUACCGUGUUAGUGCCUGUGGCUUGUUUCUCGCCAACUCAGAUUGUAACCGCUUUUGUAUUUUGGCUCUCCCACCAGCCUGGCAACCCCACUGGGCAUGAGCUAUUAUUUGUUCAUCUGUCUCCCUGUUUUUUGCUUGUUUGUUUGUUUCCUGGAUUUCCCAUCUGCCCGAGCAUCUGGACCAGGCGGAAAUCCUUGGUGUCUCGGUUGUCUCAGGCUCUGGGCCUCAAGCGUCUCAGCCUCUGUGGUUUCUCUUCUGCAGUGGCUCAGAGCCCAGGAGGGUGGCAGAGCAAAGGAGGAAUGGACUGUGGGCCACCUGCAACCCUCCAGCCUCACCUGGCUGAACCACCUGGCACUGCCCGUCGCCCGGUAGCCGUGUGCCAGCAGGAAAGCUUGUCCUUUGUGGAACUGCCCACCCUGCAGCCUACAAGGCCAGUGUGCGUGGACCUUUUCCCCAUUGCUCCAGAGGAGCCACAAGCUCCUGGUAGCCGCUGGUCCCUGGCGACCCCUGCCCCUCUCCAAGGACUGUUAUGGCCGCCAUCCCCAGGAGUCCCGGAUACCCAUAUCUCCACCAGCGGAGGAAUGAGACCCAGCAGGGCUGGCAGCUGGCCCCACUGUCCUGGUGCCCAGCCCCCAACUCUGGUGGGACCCUGGAGCUCUCAACACAUGCCGCCCCAGCGCAGGGCCAGCCACGGCGGCUCAGAGAAGAAGUCAGCCUGGCGCAAGAUGCAAGUGUAUCAUAAUGAAGAGGCCACUGGUGGUACUGAGACCCCCACGGGCCUUCUGGAGACUGGCCAGGCUGCACAAGAGCAGGCUCUGUGUGCGGAAGAGCCCGGGCCACAGGAGCUUUCCGGAAACACCAGAGGGGGUCUUGAGGCUCAGGAGCGAAGACGCUUCUCAGCCUCUGAACUGAUGACAAGGCUGCACUCGUCUCUGCGCCUCGGGCGCACGGCCACCAGGGCUCUGACUUCAGGGUCAGGUGCUGGAAUCACCCGGGAAGGGAAACUGCCUGUGAGGGAAUCCCGAAGAGCGGAGAUGAGGGUGGACAGUGUGUCGCUGCCAGCACCUGUCGACCCAAAUGAGGUCCACAGUGGUCUACUGGAGCCCAGGCUGGACCCGCACGAAAAGCCCUCUCAGGAUCCCAGCAGCGCCACCGAGCGGCGCCAGUCCCGCUUUCUCCUUAACUCUGUCCUCUACCAGGAGUACAGCGACGUGGCCAGCGCGCGCGAGUUGCGGCGGCAGCAGCGCGAGGAGGAGGGCCCUGGGGACGGGGCGGAGGGCGCGGAGGAGGGGCCCGGGCCACCGCGCGCCAACCUUUCCCCGAGCAGCUCCUUCCGCGCGCAACGCUCGACCCGAGGCUCCACCUUCUCGCUGUGGCAGGACAUCCCCGACGUGCGCGGCAGCGGCGUCCUGGCCACGCUGAGCCUGCGCGACUGCAAAUUGCAGGAGGCCAAAUUUGAGCUGAUCACCUCGGAGGCCUCCUACAUCCAUAGUCUGUCGGUGGCCGUGGGCCACUUCCUAGGCUCCGUGGAGCUGAGCGAGUGUCUGGGGACCCAGGAUAAGCAGUGGCUAUUUUCCAAACUGCCCGAGGUCAAGAGCACCAGCGAGAGGUUUCUUCACGAUCUGGAACAGCGUCUCGAGGCCGACGUGCUGCGCUUCAGCGUGUGCGAUGUGGUUCUGCACCACUGCCCCGCCUUCCGCCGGGUCUACCUGCCCUAUGUCACCAACCAGGCCUAUCAGGAGCGCACCUACCAGCGCCUGCUCCUAGAGAACCCCAAGUUCCCCGGCAUCCUGGCUCGCCUGGAAGAGUCCCCUGUGUGCCAAAGGCUGCCUCUCACCUCCUUCCUCAUCCUGCCCUUCCAGAGGGUCACCCGCCUCAAGAUGCUGGUGGAGAACAUCUUGAAGCGGACAGCACCAGGCUCCCAAGACGAGGACAUGGCCACCAAAGCCUUCAGUGCACUCAAGGAGCUGGUGCAGGAAUGCAACGCCAGCGUGCAGUCCAUGAAGAGGACUGAGGAGCUCAUUCACUUGAGUAAGAAGAUCCACUUUGAGGGCAAGAUCUUUCCGCUGAUCUCCCAGGCCCGCUGGCUGGUGCGGCACGGAGAGCUGGUGGAGUUGGUCCCCAUGCCCGCCGCACCGCCCGCCAAGCUGAAGCUGUCUAGCAAGGCCGUGUACCUUCACCUCUUCAAUGACUGCCUGCUGCUGUCCCGGAGGAAAGAGCUCGGGAAGUUUGCUGUUUUCGUCCAUGCCAAUAUGGCUGAGCUGCAGGUUCGAGACCUGAGCCUGAAGCUGCAGGGCAUUCCGGGUCACGUGUUCCUGCUCCGGCUGCUGCACGGGCAGCGUGCCAGGCACCAGCUGCUGCUGAGAGCACGUACCGAAAGUGAGAAACAACGAUGGAUCUCAGCCUUGCGUCCAUCCAGCCCCCAGGAGGACAAGGAGGUCACCUGUGAUGGAGAAGACUGCCCCCAGGUCCAGUGUGUGAGGACCUACAAGGCCCUGCAGCCGGAUGAGUUGACCUUGGAGAAGACAGACAUCCUGGCGGUGAAGACCCGGACCAGUGAUGGCUGGCUGGAGGGCGUGCGGCUGGCUGAUGGUGAGAAGGGGUGGGUGCCACAGGCCCACGUGGAGGAGAUCAGCAGCCUUAGUGCUCGACUUCGAAACCUCCGAGAGAACAAGAGGGUUACCAGUGCCAGCAGCAAGCUGGGGGACCCGCCUGCCUGAUGCUCGCCUGGGGCCCAGCUGGGUCCACUCCUGUGCCCUAGGCUUCUGUGUGUCUGGGGGCUUCUCUGCAGGUGCUGGGUGGUAACAGUUCUGUAAAUACACCCUGGCUGCCUCUGCUUGCAGUCUGACCUGAGGGCCUUUGCAUUGGCUUCUGUGCCUGGAGAGCCCCGCCCCAUCAGGAGGGUGCUAGCUGUCUCUAGGUGCCCUGAGGGCAGAGGGGCCGUGUGUCAACCUGCUACUUUCCCUCCAAGUAGCAAAGUGUCAGAUCCAAGCAGGCUUGAGUAUUAAAGUGACUCCAUGAGUUUUUGUAGUUGA